[Torrubiella] hemipterigena is the source of this 5065-nucleotide messenger RNA. The record is from the annotation of a GenBank genome assembly. NCBI's taxonomy places the organism in Eukaryota, Fungi, Ascomycota, Sordariomycetes, Hypocreales, Clavicipitaceae.
GCGGUGCCCACUUACCCUGUCGUGCGCCUCCAGAAACGCCUCCUCCUUUACUGCAAGCUGUACUGCAGUGCUGUAACAUAACCACACCAAAAAAAGAGACGUCAUGGUCAACUUUAGUGCCAUCACGUCCUUGACGUACUGGACGCAGGUUGCGUUCCUCAGCGGCUAUGCGCAGCCAAGCACAUGCGAUUUGAAGAAUAUUGUUCCACGCCGCAAUGUCUUUUAUGCUGGUGGACAAUACACCACACUGACGAAUCAUGACACAAAUACGACAACCACGGCCAUGAUCGGCCAGAUUUAUGUCGAAAAGCUAUCACUUCCCCCAAGCCAUCAUCAGCAUGGCCAUGACCAUCAGACGAAACGCCUGCCCAUAAUCUUCAUUGCCGGUGCGGCGCAAACAGGCACAAAUUUCCUCGAUACGCCCGAUGGACGGCCAGGAUGGGCGUCAUACUUUCUCUCGAAAGGUCAUACAGUAUAUCUCUCCGAUCAGCCAGCGAGGGGCAGGUCUGCGUGGCAGCCGGGGUCGAGCAAGAUGGGCUCAAUUGGGUCUCCGGAUUCCGUAUCCAACAUCUUUACCAACACAGCGAAUAACGGGGGCCAAUGGCCACAAGCGAAGUUACAAACACAGUGGCCAGGCACGGGACGAAUGGGAGACCCUACGUUUGACGCAUUUUAUAGAAGUCAGGUGCAGCUGCAGACGGACCGAUUUAUAGGCGAGGAGCAGAAUGCGCAGGCUUAUGCGGCACUUGUUGAUAUAGUUGGCGAAUGUUAUAUCAUUAGCCACUCUCAGGCUGGAGCAUACGGAUGGCGCGUUGGAGAUAUGCGUCCCAAGCUUGUCAAGGGCAUAGUGCAGCUGGAACCAUCAGGACCACCUUUUACACUGCGCCCACCAUUCGGCAACGACCCAGCCUUUGCAUUCGGCUUAACUGAUCUUCCUAUCGGAUACGAGCCUCCAGCAGGUGACAAGGCUGAGAAUAUUGAGACCGUCAUUGAGCCUGCUAUAGACGCGGACCACAACGACUGUAUCAUGCAGCGCAGCCCCGCGAAACAGCUGACGAAUCUGGGUGGUAUCCCAGAACUAGUUGUGACGGGCGAGGCAUCGUUCCAUGCACCGUACGACUACUGCACAGUCAAAUUUCUGGAGCAAGCUGGCGUCGACGUGGAGCAUCUCGAUCUCGGACGAGAAGGCAUCCAUGGCAACGGACACAUGUUCUUCAUGGAGAAGAACAACCUCGAGAUUGCAGAGCGCGUCUACGAUUGGCUAGAAGAGCACUAAGUGCUGGCGUGCAAACGCCAUUGUAUAUAACGACAUCAUCAUCGGCAUACUAAAACAUUGAUGGUGGCAUGAUUGUCACUAUCUAUCUGCAUUAAGCGCGCGGCACAUAUUUGAAAUUCUGAAGAUUUAUGUAUUCAUAACCAAUAGAAAUGACUACGUACUACCUAUGGUUAAAAAGCUAUAUACGGGAUAUAGAUGACAUCUAAGAUCGCCACUCACCACUCAACCAGCGAGUGAAAAAGUUGAGCGCAGCCACGGGCUGGUUCUGAGGCACAAAGUGGCCAGCCUCGUACACGCGCAAAAAGGUCAACUUGUCUGCAUGCUUAACCUGGCCGUACUCCUUGCCGUCGACGUUAACGCCAGAAAUCUUGGCAGCAGCAAAGGCAGCUUUGCCGGGCCAUUCAAGCGCAUUGGUCCAAGCCUGGUUGCCAAGCCAGUUGCAGAUGAAGUCGGCAUCACCAGCGUAGAUGAGAACCGGGAUCUUCUGCAUGAUGGUCGUGACGAAGCGCUGAAUAGGCUGCAUCCAGUCACCAUUCUCAACAAACGCGAGGUUGAGGUUGAGAUUGCACAUUUCCCACUUGCGGCUCACCUCGACGCCCAACGCCUGCUUGGUAGAGUCUUGGUUGAGGAAGUCGGCCACAUAGUUGGGGACAUCAUCGCCAUCCUUUUGGCGAACGUCGUAUACCGACUUGCCACUCUGUCUGUAGACGCUGAAGAUGAGCUGGUUGCAUUCAAGUGUAGCAGCAACACAGUCGGCCUUGAGGUUGGUGAGGUAGCAGGUCUCGAUGAGGGGCAGGCAAGUCUGCGCAGCGGCCUCCAUGGCAGCGCACUGCUCAGGCGUGUUGACAGCCGGCUUGCCACCUUCGCCGCAGGCCAUGGGGCGGUAGUACUUGUACUGCGUCAAGGGGUCCGUAAGACCGUUACCGAUAAGAAGACUCUUGAGGUUGAUGUUGGUGUGGUUAUUGGUGAGGAUCUCAUUGCCAGUGGAAGGGAUGUAGUGACCGGCGUAGGAUUCACCAGCAAUGUGGAAAUCCUGUUUGCUGUACUGGGGGAACUGAGUGAAGAAGAGGCUGAGCAGCGAGGACAAGUCUUGCGCAGCGGCGUGGCUGUCAUGGACCUCUUUGCUGCUGUAGGAGAAACCAGUGUUAAUGGGCUGGUCGAUGAAGAUGACCGACGCGUUGUUAUUCCAAGCAUAGGGGUUUUGGACGGGUUUAAGGUCUUUGUUGGGGAUGGAAGCUGGACCAAGCUCCGUGAAGAGGCCGAUCAGGGACGAACAGCCUGGGCCGCCAUUGAGCCAGAGAACGACGGGAUCAUUGACAGGAUCGUUUCUAGAUUCAAAGAACCCUGUGAUGGUUAGUGAGCUGCGGUAUUGUAUUUUGGAGGUUGAGCGCUUACAGUAAAACAAAUGCUUGUCAUUCUUCAGAUCAUCCAAGUAGCCGCUGAUUUGCUUGACUGAAUCAACGCCAAGAGACAAGGGAUCAACCUUUCUUGAGCGAAGGUUGUAAUUGGCAAUGUAGUCCGGGGCAAUGGGUUCAGUAUCACGCGGGAGAAUGAAGUUGGCAAUAUCGGCACCCUUGAGGAUAUGGUCCCAUUCAUGAUCCGCUCGACGGUGAAUGUGCUCGGGGUGAGUGAUGGACGCCGAGACUGACGAAGCCAAGACAAGAGACAAGAUGGAGAAGCGCAUGGUAAUAGCACACUGAAAGAAGAUCUAGACGACUGGGAGAGAACAGGUCAUGGCGCACAAGCUGGGCUUGGCUUUCCUAUUUAUCAUGACCAUUUCAUAACAAGUCAUUGUGCUUAACGGAGAGUGCCGUGCACUACUCACACGACCAUGCGCCAGUAUCUCAUAAAUUGGGCAACAUGGUCGAGCAAUAAAAGACUGCGAGGAGCUAGAAGCGACCCUAACAAGGCAAUACUGCGACCUCAACCCCACAUCGGUUGCGCGAUGCAGCCCACCAGCGGCUUGUUCCAGGCACUCACAGCGCGUGGACAAGCUCCAAUCAUGCAGGGUACAGUAUACUCACCCACAUGUCGCAGAUGUAAGUGUGGGAAGUCGCUUGUCGGAUGUCUUACGGCUGAUGGCGAAGGUUUUGGGUAGCCAGUAGUAUGUGAUGCUCCAGGUCACCAUUUUUAGUACCAGCGGUUGAUUUUAUUAGUAUAAAUACUGAGAAUAUUCCAGGUCCAAAGUUAAGCGAUGGCAAAGAGACAAUUGCCCAUGAUGGCGCACGCAACCUUCAUUGUGCACUAGUAGAUGCGUUAGUCUAUUGCUAGCGCCGUCGGGGUUGUGGACCUGGACCGUUCUUAUUUGGCCCAAGAGGGCAGCUGCAAUUGUCUAACUAAACUUUUGAAUUUUAUAGCCCAUGCCAACUAUCUCGCUUGGCGCGUGCGACGCUACGCUACUGUUCCCACUAGACUACCAUAUUUCAGCGAAUUCAGCGUCGACGCAUAAUGCACUUUUGUAGGCGAGACCGUGACAACCAUGUUGGAGUUGCGGCCUUUAGUGUCUCUGAAUGUCUCCCGUAGCACCAUGGUCAAUGGCGAGGAACGAUACGGCACGCGAGCUUGUCGAGUUGACCAGGCACGCAUCACUUCUUUGAGAGCGAGCAGGUCCGUGUUGAUCCGUCUCGAUUCGACUCUUUCUGCGGCCGUCUGUCGAUUUUUGCUGCUGGCGCUGUCUUGCUGAUACUCGGAACCGGCGAGAUCAACAAACACCAUUCGGCCCCCAAGACUCGUGCUGUACUUUGCAUAGACAGCACUAACAGCUGCCUCUGCUUCCUUUACUCGGUCCUCAAAAAGAGCCUUUUCUGCCUCGGCCGCGUUGAUUCGCGCCAUAUCCAUCUUGAAGCCUGGACGCGGCUUGUAGAUGCCAUUUGCGUCUUUGAACACGCUCUUGGUUUGCUCUUCGACGGUUAUAUCGAUAGCCCGUUUGCCAACGGGAACAAGUUCCGAUUCACGAUUUAUGAGUUCCGCACGCGCGUCAAUGAGCGACUGGUUAAUAAUCUCCAGCUCCAGUACAAGGUGCGUGCGUGACGAUUCGUCAUGGACGGAUGAGCUGCCGACUGCGCGAUUGGCCACUGCUUCAAGAAGAACGGUGCAGAACUCCUCGUAGGUCCAACAGGGUCGCUUUACAAUGGGCUGCACCCGCACUUGGCCGCCGGGUAGGCAUUCCGUCUCUCCGCGAAUAUGGACUUUUUCAUCCGAUCCUUCGCGGAUGUGGCAUUUCUUGCCAUUGUUCAACAGAUCAAAAGCGGCUUUUUGUCGGAGUUCAAACGCGGCAAGCCCAACAGCCAAUGGUUCAUGCUGUUGAGUGAUUUGGUCAAACAUCUCUCUUGCACUCGCCAUGCAAAGACCGAGAUCAGACUUUAAUUCCUGCCGACUCCCAAUAACAGUAUGCGUUUUGCCGCUGCCUGAAUGGCCAUAGGCAAAGAAACUGCAGCAGCCACCUGCCAUGACACCAGAUAUUAGCGGCUGAACAAUCGUACCGUACGCGGCCUCGUUUGUAUCACUUUCGUUGAGAAUGGUAUGAAAUGCGAAAGGAGACUUCCAUGGUUUGUCUUGCGGGGUAGAUUUUCGGUUGAGGACAACAGCAUGACGAGGUAUGGACGAAGUUUGCUCUGCCGGGACAAUAUGAUGGUCAAUGCAGUCGUCUUUGGUUUCGGCUCGGAUGCGGGAGCGCCAGCGAACAAACACAUUCAUGGUAGUCAAAGAGGAAAUAAAAUAAACAAAUGUGAGUUUCUUAAGAUGAUGGAUGGGCGAAUGAUGCACAUUGACUGAUGUUUUCAAUUCCGG